GCUAUGGCGCACAGAGACACAAUGUUGUAGCGUGAAGGGUCAUUUCCAGGACCCGCACAUCCUGAUACAGCUACAGGGAGUGCACUUUAUAGUGCUGGAGCAGUGAAUCAAUUAACCCUCUCUGUCUCUUUUCCAGCCAAACCCCCCACCCACUCACUUCUCUGCUUUUCAAACACUGGAGCUGAAUAUGCUGGAAUGAGUCGAUCAACGAACAAGGGUAGCAGCAAACUGUGAGCUUUGCUUAUGAACAAAGAGAGAACUGCAUACAGACUCUGAUCACCUAAGUGGAAUCAACAAAGAAUGGAAGAGAAAGGACAGCAAAAGAGAAUACAACCUUAUUUCUAUCCUUUUUCACAUGUGGUGAGAAUUAUUCUUCAUUUCAGAGUUGGAGAAAAUACCGGGGUGAGAAGAAAUACAGUUUUCCCAAAACAGAAAUUCUUAAUCUUGUUGACAGAAGAAAUGUGCUAAACAAAAGCAUGCAAAGAGACAAGCUUCAGAAAUAUUUUAAAAGUCAAAAGCAAAUGAACAACUUGUUUUCCAGAAAGUAGUGAAAAAUCUCAACAUUCACCAAGUGACCAAAAAGAAAAUUACAAAGGAUCUUCCUGGAUGCAAAGUGAACUCUACCAAAAUGCACGAGAAAGAGGUAAGGCUUUCUUCACCUGAAAACUGCAACACAUCAAAUCUUCUCAGUAACUGAGCAUUUGAUCAGCUUAAUGCCGGGACAGCUGUUUGAGUCUCUGCUUGAAGUGGGAAAUGCAAGCAUUAAGUCUUUAGCAGAGUUGACAGAGAAAGAAAGAGAGAGAGAACAGGCUGUGCUUACUAAAAGCAUUGCUCAGAUUACAAAAACAAGCGUUUUACUCACUACUACCCCUUCAAGUAAUGGGUAAAUUUAGAUGUCUCAGUUCGAUAAAUCUCUACAGUCCCCUUGAGACUGUCACCAGUGUUUUAUUGUCUGCAGCUUCCUGACCCUCACCUGACAAAUUAGGAAGUGCUGAGAUUAAAACGGAAACCUCAUACAUAAUUUCUGAAGAUAUUUUUGGGGUUACCCUCUGUGGAGAAAUAGGAUUCUUAAUAAGGGGAAAUAUGGGAACUGCUGUCUGCCUACGCACACACUGCUGGAGACUAGACACUCGGGAGAGGAGGAGUUGCACAUACACAACUCGAGCAUCUGCCUCUGCAUCAGUUUGUACUCAGAAGGAGCAAAUCUACAUAGACUGUACCUAAAGGGAAUCGUUUGGCAUUCAGAUUUGUCUAUCACUCUUUACUGCUGUAGCAAAAAAAAAUAAAAGGAAGCUAAUGCACUGCUUAUUUUUGACAGCUACUGAUUUUUUUCUUAUAAUCUUCUGAAAUCUGAACGUCGCUAUAAAGAGGAGACCAGACCACUGAACCCUACCAACCAGAGAUGGACACAAGACAGGACUUUCAUUUUUAAAACUAUUUUGCGCCCAGCAAGGCACAGGAUAAAAAAAUUGGAUACCAGCUCGGACAUGGUUACAGUAUCUCAAAAUAGCAGAUGACCAGUUCACUAUACUGACCAUGCUGGCCUUUCUUCAGGACCAUUCUGGACCAGAGAGGAACAGAGAACUCUUACGCCGUACGCAACUCCUGUGCAAAACACAGCUCCUGAAUACAUUCCGCUGCACACAAAAAUGUCCCAUCCUUUACAGUCCUUGAACGGGUCUGGAGCUGGCAAUGGAUCUUUGUCGCCUCUCUCAGUAACAGGAGCACCCAAGCAGGACUACCCAAGUGAGGAACAAGGAAGCAAAGUGCACUGGGCAGCAUUGCUGAUCCUCCUGGUGAUAAUCCCCACCAUUGGUGGGAACAUACUUGUCAUUCUGGCGGUGUCCCUGGAGAAAAAGUUGCAAUAUGCUACCAACUACUUUCUGACAUCCUUGGCGGUGGCAGAUUUGCUCGUGGGUCUGUUUGUGAUGCCAAUUGCCCUUCUCAUAAUAUUAUUUGACAAUACCUGGCCUUUACCAACUGCCUUGUGUCCUAUGUGGCUGUUCCUUGAUGUCCUCUUUUCCACAGCUUCCAUCAUGCACCUCUGUGCCAUCUCACUAGACCGCUACAUUGCGAUAAAAAAGCCAAUCCAGGCCAGUCAGUACAAUUCAUGGGCUACAACAAUCAUCAAAAUCAUCGUGGUUUGGCUCAUUUCAAUAGGCAUUGCAAUUCCGAUCCCUAUCAGAGGCAUUGAGGAUGGAAAUGGCAACUCUAAAAACAUCACGUGUGCACUGAUGCCUGAUCGUUUUCAUGACUUCAUUCUGUACGGAUCAGUGGCUUCCUUCUUCAUUCCCCUCGCUAUCAUGAUCGUCACUUAUUUCCUGACAAUCCAAGUGCUGCGCAAAAAGGCCUAUUUGAUCAACAAGCCGCCCCAGCGCUUCACCUGGUCAACAGUGUCCACAGUCUUUCAGCGUGACACAACACCUGCCUCCUCACCAGAAAAGGUGGCCAUGCUAAAUGGCUCCAGAAAGGACCAGACUUUGUCCAGUGACAUGCCUAUCUGCAGGACAUCCACCAUCGGGAGGAAGUCCAUGCAAACGAUAACCAAUGAACAAAGGGCGUCAAAAGUUCUGGGGAUUGUAUUUUUUCUUUUCUUGUUGAUGUGGUGCCCAUUCUUCAUAACAAACAUCAGCUCAGUUCUGUGCAACUCCUGCAACCAGGAGGUUUUUCAAAAGCUUUUGGAGAUAUUUGUUUGGAUAGGGUAUGUAUCCUCAGGAGUGAACCCUCUUGUAUAUACACUCUUCAACAAAACAUUUAGGGAGGCUUUCAGCAGGUACAUCACUUGCAACUAUCAGACCACAAAGCGUAUCAAGGCCCUUCGGCAGCGCUCCAGCAGGAUCUCCUUCAGAAGCUCUGUGGCAGAAAAUUCCAAGCUCUUUGUCAUGAAUGGGAUGAGAAAUGGGAUUAACCCCAUUAUGUACCAGAGCCCAAUGAGGCUGAGGAGCUCACCCAUCCAAGCAUCAUCGGCCGUUCUGCUGGAUACGUUGCUGCUCACCGAGAACGAGGUUGAUAAAACAGAAGAACAAGUCAGCUAUGUAUAGUGGAAUGGCAGCCAUGUCCAUACAGCAUUACUGUAUGUAUUAUUCCAGAUAACUGUGCUGUAAGAGGGUAUAAAUACUGUUGUUUUCUGUUAUUUAAGCAAGCAAUAUCUUAUAAAUUUAUAUUAAUUCCUCUCCUUCAAAGUCUCCUCUACUUUAACCCCAACCCCAUGGUGGCACACAACUUCAUUCCAUGACAAAUGACUCGUGCAGAACUGUAGCCUAAGGAAGAGGGAAAUAAAUAAAAGCUAAAUCAGUUUAA
Messenger RNA from Corvus hawaiiensis (hawaiian crow), 3300 nucleotides. RefSeq names its product 5-hydroxytryptamine receptor 2B (gene HTR2B). Gene Ontology annotation, cellular component: plasma membrane; dendrite. The record is from RefSeq and is a predicted model, not a curated record. The transcript is spliced from 3 exons. The coding region runs from base 1650 to 3041 and encodes 463 amino acids. Gene Ontology annotation, molecular function: G protein-coupled serotonin receptor activity; neurotransmitter receptor activity. Gene Ontology annotation, biological process: vasoconstriction; smooth muscle contraction; regulation of behavior. NCBI's taxonomy places the organism in Eukaryota, Metazoa, Chordata, Aves, Passeriformes, Corvidae.